This is a messenger RNA of Closterium sp. NIES-65, 1965 nucleotides long. Lineage: Eukaryota; Viridiplantae; Streptophyta; Zygnematophyceae; Desmidiales; Closteriaceae. The record is from the annotation of a GenBank genome assembly.
AUGCUGCUUUCGCGAGGUUCGCAACCGUCCGAUCUAGACACCUUGCCCGCCGCGAUUGCGCUGGCGCGAUCCGCCGUUGGACGAUCACUGCUGCACGGCGACGGGAGAGAAGCCAACGGAGAAACGAACGACCGAGUCCUCUUUCCGGAUAGACGCGGGUGGGACGCCGGGAAAGAGAGCGGCAGUGAAGGUGCGAACGGAGGUCAAAAGAGGGGCGCGAGAGAACAGGGAAGGGAUAACACGAGAGGGGAUGAUACGCGAGCGGGGCCAGGAGAGGAAGAAGGAGGAGAAGGAGAAGGAGAAGGAGAUGGAGAUGGAGAUGGAGAUGGAGAUGGAGGGAGAGGAGGUGGUGUGGAAGGCGCAGAGGGGUCUGCACCUGCAGCGGCCGAGAGAUUAUCGCUGGAUUCACACCAGUUGAGAGUAUCGGCUGCGAGAAGCACGUCAGGAGAUUCAGGAGCAUCAGCAAAAGCAGGUGCUGCAGGUGCUGCGGGUGCGGGAGGUGCGAGAGGUGCGGUAGGUGUGGGAGGUGCGGUGCGCGGAGCAGGCAAAGGGGCGAGGAGGGAAAAGGUGCGGCGGUUGAGGCAGUGUCUGCUGGCGGUGCAGGCGUAUUUGGGGGCGGCUGUGGAGUUCAGGGACAACGCGAUGGCGGAGCAGAGCAGGCGGGAGAUGAACCGCUGCCUGCUUCUGCUCUCCUCCUCCUCCUCCUCCUCCUCCUCCUCCUCCUCCUCCUCCUCCUCCUCCUCCUCCUCCUCCUCCUCCUCCUCCUCCUCCCCGCUUCCCCUGCCGCUUCCCCUGCCCCUUUCCCUUCCCGUCCUCAACGCCUCCGCCUCUGCGCAUGCAGCUGCGUGGAGGCGGCGGGUGGAGGAUCCGUCGUUGUACCACUACGUGGUGAUCACAGACAACGUGCUGGCAGCCAUGGUCGUUGUUAACUCCACCGCCUCGCACGCCCGCCAGCCAUGGCGACACGUCUUCCACGUGGUAACGGACCGCAGCAACCACCCGGCGUUCACAGCAUGGUUCAGCGCCAACCCGCCCGCGCGAGGGCGCAUGGCGUGGGAGGUGCUGUGCCUGGACGACUUCCCCUGGCUGCCCUCCAUCCCGCUGCUGCACCACCUGCAGCGCCCUGCCAUGAGGGACUUUUACUUCCGCCACUCGCCUGUGGCAGCCGCUGCUGCUGCCCUUGCGCCUCCUGCUGCUGCUUCUGCCACCACUGCUGCUGGUGUUGCUGAUCACGACGACGUCGUGCUGCAACAGGACGUCUCGCACCUCUGGCAGGUGCCGCGUGGCGGGGCAGUGAACCUAGCGGUGCCCACAUGUGUCGGCCGCACGUACCACCGCUUCAGCUCCUACCUCAACUUCUCACACCCGCUGCUGCAACCACGCAACAGCAGCAGCAGGAGGAGGAUUGAUGGGAACAGCCGUGGCAGCAGCAGCAGCGGAGGUGGGGAGCAGUGGGGUGCAGGUGUGGAUCCGAACGGGUGUGCGUGGGCGUUCGGGUUCAACCUGUUUGACCUCAAGGCGUGGAGGGAUGGCAGAUACACCGACAAGUACCACUUCUGGCUCGCACAGAACGAGAAUCGCACGCUGUGGCAGCUGGGGACGCUCCCAGCAGGCCUGCUCACCUUCCUCCACGCCACGCGCCCGCUCCCGCGCGCUCUCCUUGCAGCCAGCCUCGGCAGCCGCAGCACGGUUCCGCUGAGUCGAGUGCGGUCGGCAGCGGUGCUGCACUACAACGGGCACGCCAAGCCGUGGCUGGACCUGGCGUUUCCAGAGUACGCGCACCUGUGGUGGCGCUAUGUGCCACUGCACCACCCCCUGCUGCGCGCCUGCUACUUCUACCCACCGCCUCAAGCGGCGGCGGCAGCGCCGUUGCUGCCUGUGGCAGCUGCUGGUGCUGGUGGUGCUGCUGGUGCUGGUGCUACUGAUACUAGUAACGGUGGAGGUGAAGGUUGGAGCAUGCAGUAA